AUGAGGCAUUUGACAAGCUGCCGCAGUCAGUAUAUGAAACGUCUCUCCCAUUCUAUCAAUAAUGGAAAGUGCCCCUUGUGCAGAGAGCCAGGCGACGAACUGCAUUUGACAAGCUGCCGUGCGAAGUAUAAGGAAACGCUGUCAGUGGUACAACGAGAGAUAGAGUGCAGGUCUCAUCUUACAAAAUCUCGCAAGACACAAGCAACAUCAUUUGAUUCCUACGGCCUCGCUGUAGAAAAUACCUUGUCAGUCCUGGGUUCUUCCAUCCACGACCGAGCUCGAGAGGAAACGGCUACUUUCGAAAUCGAGGAGCAUGGCAGCAGAGAAAGCGGGCGGGCAGCAGCAACAACGCCACCUAUUUACCACAACUCGACAGUGGACGGUAUCUUCACCACUCUCAAGGAAAAGUAUCAGCGUGGGCCUUUGGCCGCUUAUCUAUCAGCCUUCCUACACGAGAUUAAGAGGGCGCGAUCCUCUGAAAACGGCAACUACUGGUCGGAUGCCACAACACCCUCCAUCAUAAGUGGAACUCAGUGCUGGCAUUUCGAAGGGGACGACGAUAAGCUGCUCAACAACAUGCUCGAUAAAUGGAAACAAAUCCCGGCAAAUGUUUACUCAAGCUGGGACUCGAAGAAUCCUACUGAAAACCUUGCGAAGGUCCUCAACCAGCUUUCCCAACCAGACCCAGACAAUCCUCAUUACGCUAUCAAUAUGGGAGACUGCGAUGCGAUCAGGUUACCACCACAAUAUGCUUUGUAUGCGACAGAGGAUCGACUUGCUACCACGUCUAACCUCACGCCUCAGCACGCAAUCGUGGAGCUUCAUAUAGAUCGUGGCUUCCAUGGUCUGACUGUGCUUCGAAGAGGAUGUGUCAAGUUUUGGAUGUUCUAUCCAGCUACUGACCGCAAUAUGAGCCUAUGGGAUCAAUACUGUGGAAAACCGUACCCUUUUCUUUCCUUGGUCGGCCAACUGGAGGGGCCAGUCUUUGAGGUUCAGAAACAUGGAGAGGCAAUUCAUUUCGGGCCUUGCUUCCAUAUCACAUACACUCUUGAGGGCGGAAUCACUUCUGGAGUGAACUACAUGAGGGCAGAGAGCUUCAAAAUAACCUACAGAAUUUUGGAAAUCGAACAGAACCACAAUCGGCCCAAGAGCAAUGAUUUCAAGGCUUUACUUGAGUGUGUCUCGCUAUGUCUUCGCGACAUCGAGUCCCGCUCCUACAAGGAAGCCCUGGGCGCAUGUUUUCAAUACGUUAAGUAA
Clonostachys rhizophaga is the source of this 1257-nucleotide messenger RNA. Lineage: Eukaryota; Fungi; Ascomycota; Sordariomycetes; Hypocreales; Bionectriaceae. The record is from the annotation of a GenBank genome assembly.